Molecule: messenger RNA, 438 nt
Organism: Paramecium pentaurelia
Lineage: Eukaryota; Ciliophora; Oligohymenophorea; Peniculida; Parameciidae
Source: the annotation of a GenBank genome assembly
AUGAUAUAUCUACAUAGUCUGAAUAUAUUUUAAAUUAUUCUUCUUCUGGAUUUUGUUGAAUUUUUUCUACGAAAUUUGGUACUUUUUUUGAUAACAGAGUAUUAUUAUUUAAUUAUUUAAUUUUUUUAUUUUCUCUUCCAAAUACAAUAGUAAUGUUUUGAAGUUUAUAUCAAGGUAAAUCAAUAGAGGCUUAUAUGCUCUAGCUCUCCUACCAACUAAAUUCUUCACCCAGCUCAAUUAGCUGAUACCACAUUAUUUUAGUCAGGAGUCUCUUCUGAAAGUUUAAGGGAGUUCGAUAUUUUGAUUUAAAAAAGCCACUUCCUCUAUCAAGUAAAUCGAAAGAAAAAUCUAGCUUUCUUAUACUCACUUUCUAAUUUGAAGCAAGACUUUUAUUAAUUUGAGUCCAAAGAAUUUCUACUAGAAAUUAAUUUAAAUUGA